Molecule: messenger RNA, 2529 nt
Organism: Spinacia oleracea (spinach)
Lineage: Eukaryota; Viridiplantae; Streptophyta; Magnoliopsida; Caryophyllales; Amaranthaceae
Exons: 4
Coding region: 1-2529 (842 amino acids)
Molecular function (GO): catalytic activity
Source: RefSeq, a predicted model, not a curated record
AUGGCAAGGAAAUCUGGCUCGAAAUCUCAAAGCAGCAAGCAUGGAAAUAGCAAAGGAAAACCUCGAGGUCCAUCAUCAGAUUCACAAGAUUUGAAAACACGCAGUUUGCAGCAUCUUCAAACUCGAUCAGAAGUGAGGCAUUCUUUUAAUGAGUUUAUGGAGGUGAUUCAUGGCUCAGCAAAUCAGAUGAAACAAGGUACUGCUCGAUCUAAUAUGGAAGUGGGUACGAUUUCAAUUCCUAUAUUGCAGCAAUUUGAUGAGGCUGCUGCUACUGAUAAUGCACCUAAUUUUGAUAAUAAUGUUGAAAUACCUAUGAAAUUGUAUCCAGAACAGAUUGUUUCUGAUAAUGUUGAUGUUAGUGAAAUUCAUAGUGAUGAGAGUAACCCUGUUGAAAUUGGUUUUGAUGAUAUUCAAGAGGAGAUUGAAUUUUGGAGUUCUGCUGUGGUGUGUUACAUUGUGGGGGCUAAUCCUCCUAUCAAUGUCAUGGAGGGAUUCAUUCGAAGGAUUUGGAAACAGUUGAAUGUUGAUAAGGUUGUCAUGGUGAGAAAGGGGGUUUUUCUGCUAAACUUCAAGUAUUGGGGGGAAAAGGCUUUGUUUAAGAUUGUAGCACAGUUAGGCAAGCCACUAAGGAGGGAUCAGGCCACAAUCAGUAGAGAUAAACUGCAAUUUGCUAGAGUCAUGGUGGAUGUACCAUUGUCUCAAGAGUUGCCUGAUUUUAUCUCCUUCAGAGAUGAGAAUGGCAUUAUGGUGAGAGUUGCCAUAUUUCAUGAAUGGAAGCCAACAAUUUGCACUAAAUGCAAGAUGUUUGGUCACCUACAGACUGAAUGCAGACAAGGUCAGAAGAAGAUCUGGAUUAGGAAAGCUCAACCAUCUGUUCCAAUUUCAGUUCAAUCAACUGAGCAGGGUGAACAUGUGGUUAGUCCUAUUGUGGAUCAAGAAGGUUUUCAAAUAUCUUUGAGACCAAUUAGAGUGAGAGUUGGUCUAGAAACUCCAGUUAGAACUUCUAAUACUUUUCAGGUAUUGGAGGCUUCUUUAAUUGAUAAGGAGGAACUGGUAGGAGAACAGGGCCUAAACUCAAUACAGAAACAGAAUGAGGUGAAUCACUUUAUUCAGAAGUAUGCAGUGGGUUUGGUGGGGCUCCUGGAACAUAAGGUGAAGCUCUCUAAUCUAGGGAAGCUUUAUCAGAAAGUUUUUAUAAAUUGGUGCUUUACUAGCAACUCUAGCUAUCACUCUGGUGGUAGGAUAGUUGUAGCCUGGAAGGCUGGUUGCUUCACAGUUAACAUUGUUGCUGCAUCCAGUCAGUUUGUUCAUUGCCAUGUUACUCCUGUAAGUGGUAGGAAACCCUUUUAUUGCACUUUUGUUUAUGCUUUUAAUGAUGCUGGUAUGAGACAAGAUCUAUGGAGGGACUUGUUGUUGCUUAACACCCAAGAACCCUGGAUUGUGUGUGGGGAUUUCAACUGUGUUAUGGCAUUAGAUGAGAGAAUUGGAGCUCCUGUCAGACAUAGAGAUAUUGUGGAUGUGAGCAACUGUAUGCAUGCUUGUGGUAUGGAGGACAUUAAGUGUGUGGGUAAUCUUUUCACCUGGAACAACAAGCAACAAGGUAACAACAGGGUUUUUUCAAAAAUUGAUAGAUUUAUGGCUAAUCAUGCUUGGCAAACUUGUUUUCCUGUUGCUGAAGUGUGUUUUAUGCCAGAAGGUCUUUUUGAUCACUCUCCUGGUCUUCUUUCUGUGUAUCCCAGAGAUGAUGGAGGGAAGAAACCAUUUAAGUAUUUUACUAUGUGGAAGUCUUCAACUGUGUUUUCUGAUAUUGUUCAGCAGGCUUGGAAUACUCAGUUUAUUGGCACUAAAAUGUUCAUUUUGAUUAAUAAACUGAAAAGAGUUAAACUGGCUCUUAAAGAGUUGAAUAAAGUGGGUUUUACAGAUAUUCAAGCAGCAGAUUUGAGAGCUUAUCAGACUAUGGUGAGUGCACAAACUGCAAUGCAUAAUAAUCCUUCUGAUCAAAGUUUUGCAGAUACAGAGUUGAUUGCAAUUCAGGAUUAUAAGGAGAAACAUAAUGCUUAUUUGGCUUUCCUCAGUCAGAAAGCAAAAUUGUCUUGGCUUAAAGAUGGAGAUGAGAAUACUUCUCUUUUUCAUCAGAGUAUCAAGACUAGAAAGGUACAGAACCAAGUGUAUAGCAUUUAUGAUAUGCAAGGAGAAUGGAAAGAUACAGCUGAUGGGGUGUCCCAAGCUUUCUUGGAUUAUUAUAAAGUGCUCCUAGGUAGUACUUCUGAGAAUAGAACACCAGUAAACAAGGAGGUGGUGCAGCAGGGGCCAGUCUGUUUGGAUCAUCAUAAAGCUAUACUCAAUGCUCCUUAUACAGCAGAUGAAGUUAAGAAGGCUCUUUUCUCUAUUCCAGGUAUUAAAGCUCCUGGUCCAGAUGGUUUUGGUUCUUAUUUUUACAAAGAUGCUUGGCAUAUUGUUGGGGAUGAAGCAAGGAAGAAUCUUGAAGGAGGUGAACCACACUGUGAUUACUCUUAUUCCCAAGACUAA